GAGGAGUACCGUGAAGAGGGGAGUAAAGCACAUUUCUAUUGUACAUGUUUUCCCUUUAAUGAACAGUACGUUAUAUAAUGUCCGAGAAUGUCCAUUUCUGGAACUCUAAGCAACUACUAUGUCGAUUCUAUUAUAAGUCAUGAAGGAGAAGAUCCGAACGCGUCCCGCUUCUCCAAUGUACAGUACUCCAGUGCUAGACAACCGGGACCCGGCGAGCAUCCCGAGUUCCCCUCUUGUAGCUUCCAGCCCAAGCCUCCAGUGUUCAGUUCGUCGUGGAGUCCAUUCAGUUCCCACGCGUCCAGUGGCUUACCAGCGGUCUACCAUCCGUACAUACCGACGCAGCCAGUGCCUUCAACGGAUACUCGAUACCUCCGCACAUGGCUCGACUGCGCUCCGAGAGCAGAACCUCUGCCCGGUCAGGGACAGGUCAAGAUGGAGCCGCUCCUGGGACAUCUCGGGGAACCACCGAAACUAGUCGGGCAGCAUGAGUACAUCUUGGAGUCUUCUACAGCACGGGAGAUGAAUUCUGCUCACAGCGCUGGGUUUGAAGACAAUAAGGACAUAUGCGAAGCCAGCGAGGACAAAGAGGGACCGGAUCAAAACGACCCAUCUGCCAACUGGUUACACGCUCGAUCAUCCCGGAAGAAGCGAUGUCCAUACACGAAAUAUCAGACCUUGGAGCUAGAGAAGGAAUUUCUGUUCAAUAUGUACCUCACCCGAGACCGGAGACACGAGGUAGCUCGCCUGCUGAACUUGACAGAGCGACAAGUCAAAAUAUGGUUCCAGAACAGAAGGAUGAAAAUGAAGAAAAUGAAUAAGGACCAGCCCAAAGAAUAAUAACGCAGACUGGUGCGAGGCGUUCAAGCCGUUUACAAAAAGUAUUUUAAAUCUGGAAGCUGAUGCAAGAAUGUGUUGCUGCGUCAUAAAGAAAACGCACACGCGCAUCCACACACCAUUUUCCAUAUAGGACUGGACAGCGUUCAACAUAUAGAGAACAAGGAAGAAGUGAGAUGAUGCAGAGGAAGGGGAAAACGUCUUGCCAUCUCUCUCUCUUCUUUUAUUGCAUUUUAUGACUUGUGUGAAAGAAACACUUCACCAGGAAAUAAACAGGUGAUAAGGAACUGGUUUCAACAGGCUAAGAGCAGCUGAAAUAUUGUGCUUUUCAUAAAGUUGAUCUCUAUAAUUCUGCAUUUUUCAUCAUUCCUUUCGUCAUAGACGUGCUGAUACAAAAUGUAUUUAACAAAACAUACGCCUCAUUCAAUAUACAAGGGAAGUUUUGCUUAUCUGUAAAAUAGGUUCACGUAUUUGCUAAAGACGUGAGCUCACUUUUACAAAAUUAUUAUUAUUAUUAUUAUUAUUAUUAUUAUAGCGGAAUAAAGCCUUGUCUUGGUUGAUUCAAAUGUACUAAUAGUAGUAGUAGUAGAAGUAGUAAUAAUAAUAAUUUCUAAAUAAUAAUUUUCUUUAUAGCUUCUAUUAUAGUUUCGUUCAAUAAUGUUUGUAUAAUUUGGGGACAAAAUCAAGUAUCAAACUGAAGUAAUUAAACACGAAUGAAAUUAGUUUUUUUUACCUACUAUUUUUUGUUCAGUUAUCCCAAAAUAAUCAUUUUGAAAUUUAGAGUGCAGGUUCCGAGUGUAUUUGCAGCGUGCCAGUAACCCUAUAGAGUCAAUUCGUGCUGAAAUGUAUAACAACCUUUAAUACAGAUUCGGUCGCAGUUGUUUACAUAAAUGUGCGCAUGCCACGUAUUGUGUAGUUUUCUUAUGUAUGUGUUAUUGAAAAGUUAGUAUUAAUUCGAAGCUGUUUUAUGUGCGGUCUAAGGAUUGUUGUUUUAAUUUAUUGUAAAAACGUUAAUAGGGGUUUUAUUUCUUUUUAAUUGAAUGUUUUAUAUGUUGUAAAAAGAAUUUCAUAAGAUAAUUCAUACUUGAAUGAGCUGAUCCACGUAACCUUUUAUUUUGUUUACAGGUUCCAUGUAGGCUAUAUGUCCAGAAUCAUGUCCGUUGUCAGUGAUGUUUUGCUGUAUUUGCUCGUUCAUUCAUAUUGCUCUGCUGGAUUAGAGAUUUGUUUUUAUGUUUUUGUGAUUUGACUUUACGGAAAUCGAGCGCCGCCACCUUCAGAUGUCAAUCACUCCAUAAACUUUUCCCAAUGUCUUUGACGCACGUCCAGUCACACACACACACACACACACACACACACACACACACACACACACACACACACACACACACACACACACACACACACACACACACACACACACACACACACACACACACAC
This is a messenger RNA of Carassius gibelio (silver crucian carp), 2272 nucleotides long. RefSeq names its product homeobox protein Hox-B9a. Gene Ontology annotation, biological process: embryonic skeletal system morphogenesis; regulation of transcription by RNA polymerase II; DNA-templated transcription. The record is from RefSeq and is a predicted model, not a curated record. Gene Ontology annotation, molecular function: DNA-binding transcription factor activity, RNA polymerase II-specific; RNA polymerase II cis-regulatory region sequence-specific DNA binding. Gene Ontology annotation, cellular component: nucleus. NCBI's taxonomy places the organism in Eukaryota, Metazoa, Chordata, Actinopteri, Cypriniformes, Cyprinidae. The coding region runs from base 88 to 837 and encodes 249 amino acids. The transcript is spliced from 2 exons.